AUGGGAAUAGCAUGCUCCGUGGUCGUCCCCAGCAAAUCCAGCACCGUGGGGCCCGAAAUCCCAGAGUCUUUACGUCCUACAGCUUUGCAACUGACCACGAUCCACCCUACCUGGAUUGACCGGUUCCCGUUUCCCAAAAUGAGAGACAACAUGAUCACGCUGAUGGGCAUCAUUAAUGAGGAGGAAUUUCUUGCCGACUUGUUCUGCCUGACGAGCUUUACCUUGAACCCCGGUGCUGCGUCCUGGGAUCCCACCGCAUGGAAGAUUGGGAAGGAAUUUUCAGCGAAAUGGGGCUAUCUGUUUUACUAG
Molecule: messenger RNA, 309 nt
Organism: Cladophialophora psammophila CBS 110553
Lineage: Eukaryota; Fungi; Ascomycota; Eurotiomycetes; Chaetothyriales; Herpotrichiellaceae
Exons: 1
Coding region: 1-309 (102 amino acids)
Source: RefSeq, a predicted model, not a curated record